This is a messenger RNA of Benincasa hispida (wax gourd), 3796 nucleotides long. RefSeq names its product villin-3-like. Gene Ontology annotation, biological process: actin filament severing; cytoskeleton organization. Lineage: Eukaryota; Viridiplantae; Streptophyta; Magnoliopsida; Cucurbitales; Cucurbitaceae. Gene Ontology annotation, molecular function: actin filament binding. The record is from RefSeq and is a predicted model, not a curated record.
CACUGUCAUUCAAGCGACCCCAACCCAACUUUGAUCUCUCUCUCUUUCGCUCUGAAUUGUAAUCUCAAAAGGCUGAAAAGUUGUAUUGAGAGAGAGAAAAGAAAAAACAGACACAUACAGCAAUAAUUCCCACUUUUCUUUUUCCAACUAUCUUCUAUAUCUUUCUUUAUUGCCAGCUCUGCGGCCCUGUCCUUCCCCCAUUCCGCUUUCUUGCAUUUCCUAAUCAUUUCUCUCUCCUCCACCCUUCAUCUUCACAGGGUGCGAGAGAUCUCCGGGCAGUGAAUUCUUGUGCCAUAUCCUGAUUUCUGAGACGACAAUUCAAACACUCAGAUUCUCUUGCAACUAAAGAAAUAGUAGCAGAGAAAUAUUCUCCAAUGUCUAGCUCUGCCAAAGUCUUGGAUCCUGCAUUUCAGGCAGUUGGACAGAGAAUUGGGACAGAAAUCUGGCGAAUUGAGAACUUUCAGCCUGUUCCGUUGCCAAAGUCAGAUUAUGGGAAAUUUUACAUGGGGGAUAGUUACAUAAUAUUGCAGACAACACAAGGCAAAGGUGGUUCUUUCCUCUAUGAUAUACACUUCUGGAUUGGAAGAGAUACUAGUCAGGAUGAAGCAGGAACUGCAGCUAUUAAAACUGUGGAGCUUGAUGCUUCUCUUGGAGGACGUGCAGUGCAACAUAGAGAAAUUCAAGGCCACGAAUCAGAAAAAUUCUUGUCAUACUUCAAACCUUGUAUCAUACCAUUGGAGGGAGGUGUUGCAUCUGGAUUUAAGAAACCUGAGGAAGAACAAUUUGAAACACGGUUGUAUGUUUGUAGAGGAAAGCGAGUUGUCCGAAUGAAGCAGGUUCCUUUUGCUCGUUCAUCACUAAAUCAUGAUGAUGUGUUCAUCUUAGAUACCGAGGGCAAGAUAUUUCAGUUCAAUGGUGCGAAUUCUAAUAUCCAGGAGAGGGCAAAAGCUUUGGAAGUGGUCCAAUUCUUGAAGGAUAAAAAUCAUGAGGGGAAGUGCAAUGUUGCAAUUGUUGAUGAUGGGAAGUUGGAUACUGAGUCUGACUCCGGUGAAUUUUGGGUCCUAUUCGGUGGCUUUGCACCCAUUGGGAAGAAAGUCGCAAGUGAAGAUGAUGUAAUUCCAGAAUCUGCUCCUGCUAAGCUUCUCAGCAUUGAUGGUGGUGAAGUAAAAGUUGUUGAUGGUGAACUAUCAAAAUCCAUACUGGAAAAUAAUAAGUGUUAUCUGCUGGACUGUGGUGCUGAAAUAUUUGUUUGGGUUGGAAGAGUGACGCAAGUAGAGGAGCGAAAAGCAGCAAUUCAAGUAGCCGAGGAAUUUAUUGCCAGCCAGAAUAGGCCAAAGGUAACUCGUGUGACUCGGGUUAUACAAGGCUAUGGAACACAUUCUUUUAAGUCCAACUUCGAGUCCUGGCCAGUUGGAUCAGUGACUACAGGUGCUGAGGAAGGAAGAGGAAAAGUAGCUGCUCUAUUGAAGCAACAAGGUCUCGGUCUCAAGGGAUUAACAAAAAGUGCACCAGUGAAUGAGGAAGUUCCACCGUUGCUGGAGGGAGGCGAGAAAAUUGAGUUAUGGCGAAUCAAUGGCAGUGCCAAAACUCCAUUGCUUGCAGAGGAUAUUGGUAAAUUUUAUAGUGGAGACUGCUACAUCAUUCUUUACACCUACCACUCUGGUGAGAGGAAAGAAGAUUAUUUCUUGUGCUCUUGGUUUGGAAAGGAUAGCAUCGAGGAAGAUCAAAAGAUGGCUACACGGUUGACGAAUACAAUGUCCAAUUCGCUGAAAGGGAGGCCUGUUCAGGGUCGCAUAUUUCAAGGCAAAGAGCCACCCCAAUUUAUUGCCCUUUUUCAACCUUUUGUGGUCCUCAAGGGUGGCUUGAGCUCUGGUUACAAGAAACUCAUAGCAGAUAAAGCUUUGGCUGAUGAAACUUACACGGAAGAUUCUGUUGCCCUUAUUAGGAUAUCACAAACAUCCAUUCAUAAUAAUAAAGCAGUGCAAGUUGAAGCUGUUACAACCUCAUUGAACUCUACUGAGUGUUUUGUCCUGCAAUCCGGCUCUUCUGUUUUCUCUUGGCAUGGAAACCAAAGUACAUUCGAGCAGCAACAGUUAGCUGCAAAAGUUGCAGAGUUUCUAAGGCCAGGUGUUACUUUGAAACAUGCAAAGGAAGGAACAGAGAGUUCAACCUUCUGGUUUGCACUUGGAGGAAAACAAAGUUACAACAGUAAAAAAGUAUCUCAGGAUAUUAUCAGGGAUCCCCACUUGUAUGCAUUUUCAUUCACUAGAGGAAAGUUCCAGGUAGAGGAAAUUUACAACUUCUCUCAAGAUGAUCUGUUGACAGAGGAUAUCUUGAUACUUGACACUCAAGCUGAAGUGUUUAUAUGGAUUGGUCAAUCUGUUGACCCUAAAGAAAAGCAAAAUGCUUGGGAAAUUGGUCAGAAAUAUGUGGAGAUGGCUACAUCUCUAGAGGGAUUGUCUCCUAAUGUGCCGUUAUAUAAAGUCUCUGAAGGAAAUGAACCAUGCUUCUUCACGACAUACUUUUCGUGGGAUUAUACUAAGGCUGUUGUUCAAGGGAACUCAUUCCAAAAAAAGGUGACUUUACUCUUUGGCAUUGGACAUAUUGUGGAGGAAAAGUCGAAUGGGAACCAAGGAGGUGGACCAACACAGAGAGCUUCAGCUUUAGCUGCAUUAUCGUCUGCCUUUAAUCCAUCUGCAGAUAAAUCCACCCACUUGAGUCCGGAUAAGUCUAAUGGAUCUAGUCAGGGAAGUGGUCCUAGGCAAAGAGCUGAGGCUCUAGCUGCCUUGACCUCUGCUUUUAAGUCAUCAUCUCCGAAGACAAGUAUUGCAUCAAGAGUAUCGGGCAGAGGGAAGGGCUCACAAAGGGCAGCAGCAGUGGCUGCUCUUUCAUCUGUUCUGACUGCUGAAAAGCAAAAGGCUAACGAUUCCUCUCCUCCAUCUAACAGCAGUCCCCCACCAGAGAGUAACGCUCCAGCUGAAGAAAAGAAUGAUGAUGUCUUCCAACAAACAGAGAGUCCUGAAGAAGUCUUGGGUCUUAAGGAGCCAGAGGAAACCACUCCUUUAUCGAAGAACAAUCACGACGAUACAGAUGUAAAUCAAGAAAGCCUGCAGGAGGAGAAUGGUAAUGAUAGCAAUCUGUCUGUUUUUAGUUAUGAUCGACUGAAGGCCAAAUCUGAUAAUCCAGUGACUGGAAUUGAUUUAAAAAAGAGAGAGGCCUAUCUCUCAGAUGAAGAGUUCCAAACUGUAUUUGGAACAACAAAAGAAGCAUUCUACAAGUUGCCAAAAUGGAAGCAAGACAUGCAGAAAAAGAAAGCCGAUUUGUUCUAGCGAACGAACUGUGAUUGGAAGAGAACAUUACUGCUCCAAGGUUCAAAUCUACAUUUCCUCAUCUAUUUUGUUUGACUUUCCCAUAAAAGAAACUGCGGUUCUACUUGUGUAUCUUGGUCGGGUCCGAAAUCUGUUGGCAUUUUGAUAUUUGCCAGUGAUGAACAUAGUCCAUAGUUAUUGUCAUUCAAUUGUGCUGCUGCCUGAAGAGUGAUUUCUUUUUCUUUUUCAUUCUAUAUUUAUCUCUUUGGUCAUUGUUGCUGGUAUGUAAUGUUCAGAGGUUGUAGUUUACAGAACCAGGCAGCCAAUUCUUUCAUUUGGUCCUUUAGUAGUUUAUUUGCGAGUUUCGCCCUACUGUCGUCGUUUUCAUUUGCUAGUCGGCUGCGGGUUGUAUAUUAAUACGAUUAUGUUGUAUGCGUUCUAUUUUAUACAAGGAAUGACAUAUUUUUGUUGAUUGAUAUAUAUAUCAA